CAUCGAGUUGUCGUUCUUGUAAUGUGUUCUUUGCUAACUGGUAAUAGCAGAAUGCUGUAGAAUGAUAUUUGAUUGUGAUAGGGCCCUAAUAAAUGGCAAAUAUAGUCGUCACAUAUGAUUGGAAGUGUUGUUUCUAAAUUUUGGAUAAUUUAAAGACUAAGUUACAUUUUGUAAAUCGUUUAACCCCUAAUGUUCCGAAAGUGAUUUCACUACAAAACAAAAUUAAUAUCGCCGAAAACAGCACGCCAUGAAGAAAGUUUUAAUGAUAGCAGAGAAACCAACAUUGGCAAGUAGCCUGGCUAAUAUAUUAUCGAAUGGGCGGAGUUUAACUAAAAAAGGUAUUAGCAAUUCGUGCCAAACGCAUGAGUGGACUGGUUCAUUUCGUAGUGAACGAUCAGUUUUAUUCCGUAUGACAUCAGUAUGUGGUCAUGUGAUGCAGUGUGAUUUUGUUGGUAAAUAUAAUUAUUGGGAUAAAGUAGAUCCUGCUGAAUUAUUCACUUGUCCCACGGAAAAAAAAGAGUCAAAUCCAAAACAACACAUGCGUUCGUUUUUGGCUCAAGAAGCAAAAGGAUGUGACUAUUUGGUUUUAUGGCUGGAUUGCGACAAGGAAGGUGAAAAUAUAUGUUUUGAAGUAAUGGAUGCUGUUAGUCGAAUUAUUUCUAAUGUAUACAGUCACAAUGUUACCUUCCGCGCUCAUUUCUCAGCAAUAACUGAAAAAGAUAUUAAAGAAGCCAUGAAUAAUUUGGGACACCCUAAUGAAUUUGAAGCAAAGUCUGUAGACGCUCGACAGGAGUUGGAUUUACGAAUUGGAUGCGCCUUUACGCGAUUUCAAACAAAAUUUUUUCAAGGACGGUAUGGUGAUUUAGAUUCGUCACUCAUAUCUUAUGGACCUUGUCAAACGCCUACCCUGGGUUUUUGUGUAAAACGACAUGAUGAAAUUCAAGUUUUUAAACCUGAGACCUUUUGGUAUUUGCAGUUGGUGGUUAGUCAACCUGAAUUUAUAUUUGAGUGGAGUCGAGGCCGAGUGUUUGAUAAUAAUAUUGCUAACACAUUGCUUAAUGGAGUAAAGGAACAUAAAGAGGCAAUAGUCGAUAUUGUUACAUCAAAGGAACAAGUUAGAGCGAGACCCCAGGCCUUGAAUACAGUUGAAUUAAUGAGAAUUUGUAGCUCUGGUUUAGGAAUUGGGCCAUUUCAAGCGAUGCAAAUAGCAGAACGUUUAUACACACAAGGCUACAUAAGUUAUCCUCGAACAGAAACAAACCAAUAUCCAACAAGUUUUGAUUUGCAAGCUGUUUUACACAUAUUGGAGCCUUCAACAGAAUUUGGCAAUGAAGCAACUAAUAUUUUAUUAAACAUUAAUUUACCUCGUAAGGGAAAAGAUGUUGGAGAUCAUCCCCCUAUUACUCCUAUGAAAUUAGCUAACAAAGGAAAUUUUGAGAAGGAUACCUGGCGUGUAUAUGACUUCAUAUGUCGUCAUUUUUUAGCCACGAUAUCUCAGGACUUAAAAUAUAGGCAAACUUGUGUAAAACUAAAAGUAAGCACAGAAACCUUUACUUGUACCGCAAAUGCGCUAAUUGAUCCUGGUUUUACAAAAGUAUUGACUUGGCAAGGUUUCGGCCGUGACGAAGUUGUGCCAAAUUUCACUACAGGUGACAAAGUAGAAAUAAAUGAAGUACGCUUAUUAGAAAGCCAAACCGGUCCCCCUGAUUAUCUUACUGAAGCUGAGCUUAUAACACUAAUGGAACAACAUGGUAUUGGAACGGAUGCAUCCAUCCCUGUACAUAUAAAUAAUAUAUGCCAACGAAAUUAUGUACACAUAGAAAGCGGACGCAAACUGAAACCAACAACAUUAGGUAUUGUAUUAGUUCAUGGGUAUCAAAAGAUCGAUCCUGAUCUUGUUUUGCCUACUAUGCGAUCGGAGGUAGAACAAAUGUUGAACUUAAUAUCUAAAGGCUCAGCUGAUUUCCAUGCAGUGCUUCGUCAUGCAAUUGAUAUAUUUCGUCUUAAGUUUUUAUACUUUGUCAAAAAUAUAUCUAAUAUGGAUAGUCUAUUUGAAGUUUCGUUUUCACCAUUAUCUGAGACUGGAAAAGCGCAUUCUAGGUGUGGAAAAUGUAGACGCUUUAUGAAGUAUAUACAAUCGAAACCUGCACGUUUGCAUUGUUCGAAUUGUGAUGAAACAUACUCGUUACCGAAUGGAAACGUAAAACUUUACAAGGAAUAUAAAUGUCCGCUGGAUGAUUUUGAAUUAUUAGCAUUUUCAACAGGUUCAAAAGGUCGUUCUUACCCAUUUUGUCCUUACUGUUACAAUCAUCCCCCAUUUAGGGAUAUGGCUAGAAAUGGAGGAUGUAAUACAUGCACUCAUCCCACAUGUCCCCAUUCACUUAACACGUUAGGCAUUUCUAGUUGUGUAGAAUGUGACAAUGGUAUCCUUGUACUUGACUGUACUUUAGCCCCUAGUUGGAAAUUAGGCUGUAACCGUUGUGACGUUAUUAUUAACUGUUUUAAGGGUGCCACAAAAGUAACAGUGGAAGAAAACAAGUGUAAUAAUUGUGAUGCACAACUUGUUACUGCCAUUUAUAAAUCAGACAAAACAAAAUUUAGAGAUGGGACAGAAGAAAAAAACGGUUGUAUUUUUUGUUCUCUUGAAUUUUCUCAUUUAGUAGAAAAGCAUCGUGCUGUUUCAUCUCGCCCAGUAAAUAUACGUAGUGGUGGGCGUGCUGGACGUGGUAACAGUAAAAUUGGUCGUGGAGGAAAUAGAGGGUCAAGGCAACCUAAGGACAAAAUGGCGCAGUUGGCGGCUUAUUUUGUUUGAGAUUUUAGUGAAAACAUUUAUAAAUAUACAGAAUAAUAUUAAUUAACUAUAAUAGG
Messenger RNA from Teleopsis dalmanni, 2868 nucleotides. RefSeq names its product DNA topoisomerase 3-beta (gene Top3beta). Gene Ontology annotation, cellular component: nucleus. The transcript is spliced from 8 exons. Gene Ontology annotation, molecular function: DNA topoisomerase type I (single strand cut, ATP-independent) activity; DNA binding. Gene Ontology annotation, biological process: DNA topological change. NCBI's taxonomy places the organism in Eukaryota, Metazoa, Arthropoda, Insecta, Diptera, Diopsidae. Bases 248 to 2812 code for a protein of 854 amino acids. The record is from RefSeq and is a predicted model, not a curated record.